Messenger RNA from Lactuca virosa, 342 nucleotides. The record is from the annotation of a GenBank genome assembly. Lineage: Eukaryota; Viridiplantae; Streptophyta; Magnoliopsida; Asterales; Asteraceae.
CCAAUUGUAUUUUCUUUUUCUUUUCUGUGGGAAAAAAGUGUGAUGUGGAAGGAACUUUUCCCCCCAAUUGAAGGAAUAAGGGAGGGGAGAAAGCUAAAUAAAUUAAUGAAAUCAAAAGGAGAAGAAAAAGACAGCCCCCUCGCCACUGGCACCGCACUCUUGACUCUACACAACCAUUUCCACACACACACACACUCAAGAAAGAGAGCCAGCAAAUGCGUUGAAUUUUGCUUGAUUCCUGUUGAAAUCUGGAAAACUUUUGAGGUAUCGAGAUAUUUGACGAGGGAGAAAUCGAGGGAAAAAGCCAUUUUCAGUGUAGAUUUUGGGAUUGAAACCUGGUAA